AGCCUGUUUUUCUUUUAGGAGCCAACAUUGAAAUACUUGAUGAGUCGUGGAGUUGCGUCUGAUUUUCGACUUCAUCAAAGUUUCCGCAGAACAAAAACAGUUCACAAACAUGGCCGCUCCACGCUGUAGUUUAUUCGCGUACGGACGCGGGCGAGAGAGCCUGGCCGCCCUCCCUAUCGCGGCUGCAGGCCGCGAGGUGAGACUAGCAGAACAAGCCAAAUUACAUCGGCGUCGACGCUUGGAGAAAGGGCGUGGUCUUAUCGAAGGAUCGUCUAGUACAGGGUCUCAACAGGCGGGGUUGGUGCCGAAUAAGGAAGUUGCUUCAUCAAAAAGCGCGUUCGAUUUUGGGAAGAACACCCUGGCCACGCAAAAGGAUUUUGACUACGACCGCGGAAUCAAACAACAAGCUUUCCGUGGCGGAGACUCGGACCGAACCAUGCCCAUUGCCAAUGAGUCCACCUUGUUUGGUGAAGACGAGGAUGACGAACGCGCGUCUUUGUCGCCGUUUCUAGGUGGGGAUGUUGGAACAAGCAGUGGUGAUCAUCAUGUAGCUCUCAAGAAGGGGUCUUUCGAUGUUGAUCUCGUAACUCCAGAUGGGCCUUCUGGUGCAACAACUACGAGUAACGCAAAGAUGUUUCGAAACGCCAAUGGGUCCGAGGUACGGCCAACGAAAUACCGCCUUUUCCUGCGUCUCACUCGGAAUUUUGAUACUGGAGAGUCUGGGUUAUUGAAGGAGAGUCACGAUUGUGCUACUGCCUCGUCAAGUUCUGGUUAUGUGAAGAAGUCUCCGGAUCCGGAACUGGAGUCUGAAUUGGAUGAAGUGUUUGGGUCAUCUGAAUUAGAUGAGUGUGAUAUUAUGGCAAGAAGAGGUGAAAAGGCGAAAGUUCAAGAUGCCAAAGGCGACAAGAAAGGCCGUUUCGUAGCUCCCGCUAUGAGGCGAAAGGAACUUGAACGAAAAACCCGUCGUGUGCUAGCUGCAGAUGAUACACUGUUGGCUUUGGGGGGGAGUAAAAAGGCGAAGGGGAGUAAGCAGGAAAGGCAGGAGGAACGAAGCUCGUUAUUGGCAGCCCUAGAGGACCACGGCGAGAACACAGACGACAUACACCGAGAAAAGGAGGAAAUUGCAGAGGCCGCUGAAGGUGCUGAGCCUGCUUCUAUAAAGAGACCUCCUGCAAAAGCAAAAGCUCCUUACACUCCUGUGCUUUUCGAGCAACGUCGACGUCUACGGCAGUGGUUGUAUCAACAUUUUUCGAGCAUACGCGUUUCUGACGUCCACAUUCCUAGAAGGAAGCCGCAUGUGGUAGUUGUGAGCUUCGCUACCGAAAGUCAACUGAACCAAGUCCUGACGAAAGGGAGGCUUUUGCGAGAAUGUGCGACAGAGUUUUUGCCGGGGGAGAUAGUGACUUUGGAAAGGUAUCAGGACAAGAGAUCAUAAAGCAGAUGAAAAAAUUCAAGGGGAUAUAUUUUACGACGUGUCGGGACCUCUCUUGCCUCUUCAAUAGAUCUUGCUGCUGCGCGGCAGCAAACUCCUCUGAUCAAUGCUUGGUGUGGAUGAGACCACACGCCGACACAACUCUUCCUCGCAUGCAGUGACUUCUAGAGUUCGAUGUUUAUGAUUACUUACACUCUACUCGUAGCGUCUUCAGAUUUUCCAGUUGGAGAAAAUGAGAAGGGAACAGUCAAAACGGCGCUAGG
Messenger RNA from Amoebophrya sp. A25, 1695 nucleotides. NCBI's taxonomy places the organism in Eukaryota, Dinophyceae, Syndiniales, Amoebophryaceae. The record is from the annotation of a GenBank genome assembly.